GAUUUAAAGAGACAGAGUACAAGGGUGGUGAUCUCGGCCUGAGGGCGCCAGGUCGGAGGCCUGCGGGGUGCGCCGGCGCCGGGAAGGCAGCUGCAUGACUUUGGCUUUGAAGACCCUCCUCCCACCAGCCCUCCGUGCACUCAGCCGAAAAGAACCGAGCCUGUUCCGAGAACACCUCUGGCCAGACACGAAGCCGUUCAGCCACUGGUCAGAAGCAGAUCGGCUUCACGGGCGCGGCCUCCUCCAGAAAAGAAAGCCCAUUCUGUCAUUCCAAAAAGGCCCUCUGAGACCACGUGCCACCAGCCUUGUCCCCUUGCCAGGGUCGCAUGCGGGACUCUGCGGUGAGCCCUGCGAGAUGGCCGAGCAACGGUUCUGUGUGGACUACGCAAAGCGAGGCACAGCUGGCUGCAAAAAAUGCAAGGAAAAGAUUGUGAAGGGCGUGUGCCGGAUCGGCAAGGUGGUGCCCAACCCCUUCUCAGAGGCUGGGGGUGACAUGAAAGAGUGGUACCACAUAAAGUGCAUGUUUGAGAAACUGGAGCGGGCCCGGGCCACCACGAAAAAAAUUGAGGACCUCACGGAGCUGGAAGGCUGGGAAGAGCUGGAAGAUAAUGAGAAGGAGCAGAUAAGCCAGCACAUUGCAGAUCUGUCUUCUAAGGCACCGAGCACACCGAAGAAGAAAGCCGUGGUGCAGGCCAAGCUGACCGCCACCGGCCAGGUGACGUCCCCAGGGAAGGGUGCUUCAGCCGCCCCCCGCACCAAUGCCCGGAAAUUUUCUGGCUUUUCAGCAGCCAAACCCAACAACUCCGCGGAAGCCUGCCCCAGCCCUGCACCUAAGAGAAGCCUCUCCUCAAGCAAAUGUGACCCCAAGCACAAGGACUGCCUGCUCCGUGAGUUUCGGAAGCUGUGCGCCAUGGUGGCUGAAAAUCCGAGCUACAACACCAAGACCCAGAUCAUCCAGGACUUCCUCCGGAAAGGCUCGGCAGGAGAUGGUUUCCACGGUGACGUGUACCUAACGGUGAAGCUGCUGCUGCCAGGGGUCAUUAAGAGCGUUUACAACUUGAAUGAUAAGCAGAUUGUGAAGCUUUUCAGCCGCAUUUUUAACUGCAACCCGGAUGAUAUGGCACGAGACCUAGAGCAGGGCGACGUGUCAGAGACGAUCAGGGUCUUCUUUGAGCAGAGCAAGUCUUUCCCCCCGGCCGCCAAGAGCCUCCUCACGCUCCAGGAGGUGGACGCCUUCCUCGUGCGGCUCUCUGCGCUCAGCAAGGAGGAUGAGCAGCAGCAGGCCCUGCAGGGCAUCGCCGCCAGGUGUACAGCCAACGACCUGAAGUGUAUCAUCAGGUUGAUCAAACAUGAUCUGAAGAUGAACUCAGGUGCAAAACACGUGCUAGACGCCCUCGACCCCAAUGCCUACGAAGCCUUCAAAGCCUCACGCAACCUGCAGGACGUGGUGGAGCGCGUCCUCCGCAAUGAGCAGGAGGUGGAGAAGGAGCCAGGCCGGAGGCGGACACUCAGUGUUGAGGCCACGCUCAUGACCCCGGUGCAGCCCAUGCUGGCCGAGGCCUGCAAGUCCAUCGAGUACGCGAUGAAGAAGUGUCCCAACGGCAUGUUCUCUGAAAUCAAGUAUGACGGGGAGCGGGUCCAGGUGCACAAGAGCGGGGACCACUUCAGCUACUUCAGCCGCAGCCUCAAGCCUGUCCUGCCUCACAAGGUGGCCCACUUUAAGGACUACAUCCCUCAGGCUUUCCCUGGGGGCCACAGCAUGAUCCUGGACUCGGAGGUGCUCCUGAUCGACAACCAGACAGGCAAACCGCUGCCCUUCGGGACUCUGGGCGUGCACAAGAAAGCUGCCUUCCAGGAUGCUAAUGUCUGUCUGUUUGUGUUUGAUUGUAUCUACUUCAAUGAUGUCAGCUUGAUGGACAGGCCUCUGUGCGAGCGGCGGAAGUUUCUUCAUGAUAACAUGGUGGAAAUUCCCAACCGGAUCAUGUUCUCAGAGAUGAAGCGAGUGACAAAAGCUUCAGACUUGGCCGACAUGAUAAACCGGGUGAUCCGAGAGGGGCUGGAAGGGCUGGUGCUGAAGGAUGUGAAGGGUACCUAUGAGCCUGGGAAGCGGCACUGGCUGAAAGUGAAGAAAGACUAUUUGAACGAGGGGGCCAUGGCCGACACAGCUGACCUGGUGGUCCUUGGGGCCUUCUACGGGCAAGGGAGCAAAGGUGGCAUGAUGUCCAUCUUCCUCAUGGGCUGCUACGACCCGAGCAGCCAGAAGUGGUGCACGGUCACCAAGUGUUCGGGAGGCCACGACGACGCGACGCUGGCCCGCCUGCAGAAGGAGCUGGACAUGGUGAAGAUCAGCAAGGAUCCCAGCAAGAUACCCAGCUGGCUGAAAAUCAACAAGAUCUACUAUCCCGACUUCAUCGUCCCAGACCCAAAGAAAGCCGCCGUGUGGGAGAUCACAGGGGCCGAGUUCUCCAAAUCCGAGGCUCACACGGCCGAUGGCAUCUCCAUCCGGUUCCCUCGCUGCACCCGAAUCCGGGACGAUAAGGACUGGAAGUCUGCCACCAACCUCCCCCAACUCAAGGAGCUAUACCAGCUGUCCAAGGAGAGGGCAGACUUCACGGUGGUAGCUGGCGAAGAGGGCAGCUCCCCUACAGGGGGCAGCAGCGGAGAGAACGGGGGCAGCUCAGGGCCUGCAGCGUCUCACGGGGCCAGAACCUCUCCCCAGCAGCCCCCCACCAGUGCCAGGAAGGCAGGAGGGAAGCUGAGUCACCCCGGCAGCUCAGGUGGCCACCAGCUGACUGCAAAGCCGUCCCCUGUGAGAGUGGGAGAGAAGCGGAAGGCUUCAGAUGAGGCCCCGUGCCAAGCAAAGGUGCUGCUGGACAUCUUCACGGGGGUGCGGCUCUACCUGCCGCCCUCCACCCCAGACUUCAGCCGUCUCAGACGCUACUUUGUGGCAUUCGAUGGGGACCUGGUACAGGAAUUUGACAUGGCCUCAGCCACACAUGUGCUGGGUAGCAGGGACAAGAACCCUGAGGCCCAGCAGGUCUCCCCCGAGUGGAUCUGGGCAUGCAUCCGGAAACGGAGACUGGUAGCUCCCUGCUAGGGCUGCUGCCUUCCCGCGUCCUCAUGGCCCACCCGUUCCUACCUCGGGCAGCGGCUGGGGCAGAGCGCCGGGUGGGGACCAACUCUCCUCCAAGCAGUGUGUCUUCCAAACCCCCGCCCGCGCGGUCUCCUGCAGCCGGGAGCCAGGUGCUCUGGGCCCCGCUACUGAAGCCAUUUCCUCCUGCUGGUUUGUAUCGAUCUGGGUGCUGGUUUUGUCAUCUUUUUGUUUUCUUUAAAAAUAAGCUUUUAUUCCUUUUUUUAAAUAAAGUAUCUUGCAGUUAUCCCAGUCCUCCCCACCCUGCUCCACCUCCUGUAAGUUCCCUAGUGAUUAAGGAGUGAAGUGAGGGCUGGGGUCUGUCCCCAAAGCCAAGCCCAGUGGCCGUCUCCUGCCCCCCUUGCCUGCCCCUUUUACGUCCAGGCUCAUUUUAAAGUUGUAUUUCAGAGGCUCCCCUCCCUCAGAACGCUGCUCGUGUUCGGCAACACUCAUGCUAAGCCGGGCCCUUCUGCCCAGGAACGAAGCCUCAUCCGAAGCACGAACUGCGUGGUGUGACCGUCUGCACGCUCCUGUCGCGGGGGGUGGGGUUGCUGUGAUGGUGCAGCCCCGGAUCAGCUGGGCAAGGGGGGCCAUUUGGGCCGCUGCUCUGGGGGAUGCAAGGCGCAGGGAGGACCCGCCUCCCCGAAACUCUGGAAGUAAGACUGCAGGUGAAUCUGCAUAGUCGGCUUACAAAGAAAGGCUCCUUCCUUUGCCACCCGAGGCUGAUUUAGUUGAAUAAAAGGAAAACAAUUUAGUGCA
Molecule: messenger RNA, 3889 nt
Organism: Pteronotus mesoamericanus
Lineage: Eukaryota; Metazoa; Chordata; Mammalia; Chiroptera; Mormoopidae
Gene: LIG3
Product: DNA ligase 3
Exons: 20
Coding region: 95-3097 (1000 amino acids)
Biological process (GO): DNA biosynthetic process; double-strand break repair; lagging strand elongation
Cellular component (GO): DNA ligase III-XRCC1 complex; nucleus
Molecular function (GO): DNA ligase (ATP) activity; zinc ion binding; DNA binding
Source: RefSeq, a predicted model, not a curated record